AUGUUCCCAACCAGCGGGAAGGAUAUCGCGUGCGUUGCAUGCCAGUCAAUGCUGUGCAUCGUAUGCAAGGCCGAGGCGCACGACGCUUCUGUGCCGUGCCAGCCUGCAGCUGAGGAUCCUGCGUUGGUCGCCCUGGCCUAUGACCAGGGUUGGCGACGGUGCGAGAACUGCUUGACCUACGUCGCCCUCAAGCAUGGCUGCAACCACAUCACCUGCAUAUGCGGCCACGAGUUUUGCUACGCGUGUGGAGUCGCAUGGCAGGACCCCAAGGCAUGCGCGUGCGACUUGUGGAGCGAGCGCAUGCUACUCCGCGAGGAGGAGCGUCGCCUCGAAGUGGCAGAGGAGCAGCUUGGACGACCUCUUCAGCAGGCGGAACGGGCCGCACUCAGGCAGCAGCUCAAUGUCGCCAAUCACCAGGGCCAAGAGUGUUCGCAUCGGUCGAAGGAGACGCUGCAAUAUCGCGAAUUCGCGGGGAACCGGCGCCGUACGUGCAACAACUGUGACCAGAGCAUCAGACACUAUUGCUACGAGUGCACAGAGUGCGGGUUUCGAGUCUGCCAGGUGUGCCGGUACAACCGGCGCCUGCCUUGA
Messenger RNA from Emiliania huxleyi CCMP1516, 591 nucleotides. RefSeq lists its product as hypothetical. Gene Ontology annotation, molecular function: ubiquitin conjugating enzyme binding; zinc ion binding; ubiquitin protein ligase activity. NCBI's taxonomy places the organism in Eukaryota, Haptophyta, Isochrysidales, Noelaerhabdaceae. The transcript has a single exon. Gene Ontology annotation, cellular component: cytoplasm; ubiquitin ligase complex. Bases 1 to 591 code for a protein of 196 amino acids. The record is from RefSeq and is a predicted model, not a curated record. Gene Ontology annotation, biological process: positive regulation of proteasomal ubiquitin-dependent protein catabolic process; ubiquitin-dependent protein catabolic process; protein polyubiquitination.